ACAAAACGAAUUCACCAUCCAUAUAAUGUAUAAGGUCCAAACUCCACAACAUUAGUGCAAAGCAAUAGUGGAGUGUGGUCGUGACACAAUGGAUUAUAUCGUGAGAGCGUACGACAUAGUGUUCUAUGAAAGAGCAGAUCCCCGCCUCCUAGACUGGUCGCUCAUGGGCUCACCAUGGCCUCUCUUCUUCAUCAUAACCACCUAUCUGGCCGUCAUCAAGAUCAUUUUACCGGCCUAUAUGAAGAACAGGCCGCCUUACGAACUGCGAGGCGUCAUAAAAUGGUACAACGUGGUCCAAAUUAUCGCUAACGCUGUUGUUGCUUGGGGGAUAAUGACCUCAGGCUGGACAACGACCUACCACUUCGGCUGCGUGCUCCCCGACUACUCCCUCAACCCUGAACCCUUAAGGAUGCUCCGGUUCCUAUGGUGGACCAUUAUACUGAAGCUACUGGAGCUGCUGGAGACGGUGUUCUUCCUCAUGAGGAAGAAGGACGGGCAGGCGUCGUUCUUGCAUGUCUACCAUCAUUGCAGCACGCUCACUAUUAUUUGGGUGGGGACCAAGUAUGUUGGUGGUGGAAUAACAUCCUUCUCGCCGAUGAUCAACAAUGCCGUGCACGUCAUAAUGUACCUAUACUACCUUAUGUCGGCCGAAGGCAGUCCGGUAGUCAAAGCAACACUCAUAAAAUACAAGAAAUGGCUCACUAUUGUGCAGAUGAUCCAAUUCACAUUCAUGCUUGUGUACAGUGCUCAAGUGUUCCUGCCGAGCUGCCCGGCCUCAAUGGGUGUGCCACUACUAUACUUCCCUAAUGUGGUAUUUGUUUACUACAUGUUCUUGAACUUCUUCAGAGAAAGCUAUAUCAGGAAAGACAAAGCGUUAAAUGGGAACGGAGUGAAGAAAUCUGAAUAACUAAUUUAUUUUAAUGUA
Cydia amplana is the source of this 925-nucleotide messenger RNA. Its product is annotated as very long chain fatty acid elongase 7. Gene Ontology annotation, cellular component: endoplasmic reticulum membrane. Gene Ontology annotation, biological process: very long-chain fatty acid biosynthetic process; fatty acid elongation, saturated fatty acid; fatty acid elongation, monounsaturated fatty acid. The record is from RefSeq and is a predicted model, not a curated record. Gene Ontology annotation, molecular function: fatty acid elongase activity. The transcript is spliced from 5 exons. Lineage: Eukaryota; Metazoa; Arthropoda; Insecta; Lepidoptera; Tortricidae. The coding region runs from base 89 to 907 and encodes 272 amino acids.